AUGCGGAAUAGGGCAACGACGCCGCUCAAGGUGAAGAAGAAUCUUCUGGAUCAGCUGAAAAUCCGACAAUCAUGGAGCAAAUACAAUCUCUACAAUUUAUCUCGCCUUACCAGACCUUCUUACCGGUGGAAGAACUUCUUCCAACUGAAAUGGCUGGCCAAAUCCACCUCACGAAGCUAUCAUGGAGAGCAGGUCCGGGAAAAACAGUGGGUGCGAAUGUUCGAUACACGGAUCCGGUCUGUCGUUCCCAUGGACGCUAAAUACCUCGCCUCGAACGACGGCGCGCUCGAGUCGGCGGGGCGAGGAUCAGGGCUAGAGAGAGGAGAUGAGCCCAAGUCAAGAUCAAGGGGAAAGCAAAAAGGCGAAUUGCCAAUUCCUUACAUGCAAAUGACAUUUGCGCCGCUGGAACGGAGACUAGACACCGCCAUUUUCAGGGCCAUGUUCGCCAGCAGUGCUCGUCAAGCCAGGCAAUUUGUGGUCCAUGGCGCAGUCAAGGUCAAUGGCAAAGAAAUGCGGUACCCCGGAUAUCUUCUGAACCCCGGCGAUAUGUUUCAAGUACUCCCAGAACGGGUGAUGUUUGCCACUGGCUCGCCGAAAUUGCCUCCGAAGCCGAAAGCCGCAGACGAAGAGACCGAAGGCGAAGAGAUUACUUCCGAAGACAACGAGGGUGUCGCCGGAGAAGCCGAGGCGGAGCAAGAUCAGGCUCGUGACGAUGUUGAUGUCGAACGUGAUCCUCGGGAAAUCCUGAAGGAUCUGAAAGCGCAGGCGAAGAGCAUUCUCUCGUCUACGAAGCAAGACCUGGGAGCGAAACGAAAGCAGGACCUGAGAGCGUUCUCGAAGACCAUACAACGGCUGCUUUCCCGGUCAGGGUCUUCUACAAUCCUGACAGACAGCAUAGAGGCACAAUUUGCAGAAUUACAGAAUCAGCUGAAAAUUCGGAGGCAGAACAAGGAGGCUGGCACCACAUCACUCCCUUCGGCACAAGACGAUUCGCGGACCUCUCUCGAGGACGGCGCAGAACAAUCUAACAAGGAUGAGAAGGAUGAAGCGUUGUCAGGAGCAAACGGACAGGAGAACAGUCUCACGGACGGAGAGUACAACGAGCUACUUGCGGCUCUACAGUCAAUGCAUGAGAAUCCGGUGGACGACUCGAAGCCAUACGCGACGCCCUGGAUGCCUCGCGACUAUAUGAGUGCGUUCGCUUUCAUUCCCCGAUACCUCGAGGUGAACCACAAGAUUUGCGCGGCAGUGUAUCUGAGACACCCUGUCGCAAGGCCCGGCUUGGCCGAGGUUCCGAGCCCCUUCUCCGAUUUAACGCAAAGUGCCGCCUUUGGCUGGUAUUUGAGGAGGAGUUGA
This is a messenger RNA of Capronia coronata CBS 617.96, 1356 nucleotides long. RefSeq lists its product as uncharacterized. Lineage: Eukaryota; Fungi; Ascomycota; Eurotiomycetes; Chaetothyriales; Herpotrichiellaceae. The transcript is spliced from 3 exons. Gene Ontology annotation, biological process: positive regulation of translational fidelity. Gene Ontology annotation, cellular component: mitochondrial small ribosomal subunit. The coding region runs from base 1 to 1356 and encodes 451 amino acids. Gene Ontology annotation, molecular function: rRNA binding; structural constituent of ribosome. The record is from RefSeq and is a predicted model, not a curated record.